UCUAAAACUCACCAUUCAGAUUUCAGACUUACUUAAAAGUUCUGUUUUUCAUCUUCCCAACUUACAAAUGGCAUUGAAUUCAUCAUCUUCUUCUUCUUCUUCAUUGAGAUCAUUCACAAAGAUGAGGACAUGGCAGAGGUGUUCAAAGCAGAUAAGAGAACAGAGGGCUAGGAUUUACAUCAUUUGGAGAUGUACGGUUCUUCUUCUUUCAUGGCAGGAUUGAUAAAUCAUGAUCAAUCUGAUCUAUCCAUCCAUCAUCUUUAUUAAUUUUUCUUCCCCUCCCAUCCCUUUUUCACAGAUAAUUAACAAUUACUAAACCCCUUUCUUAUUUUUCUUGAUUCUUUAGUUUUGAUUAGAGAAUACUGUAACUAGCUAGCUAGCUAGAAUGAAGCCUUUUCUUAUGUGUAUGUUCUAUGAUGAUCAGUUAUGGAUUAUAAUUUCUAUAUCAUGGAAUAAAACCCAGUUCUGAUCCAUGUUUUUUAUUUAUUGCUUGUGAU
Molecule: messenger RNA, 497 nt
Organism: Impatiens glandulifera
Lineage: Eukaryota; Viridiplantae; Streptophyta; Magnoliopsida; Ericales; Balsaminaceae
Product: small polypeptide DEVIL 14-like
Exons: 1
Coding region: 68-223 (51 amino acids)
Biological process (GO): negative regulation of cell population proliferation
Source: RefSeq, a predicted model, not a curated record